Molecule: messenger RNA, 3037 nt
Organism: Haliaeetus leucocephalus (bald eagle)
Lineage: Eukaryota; Metazoa; Chordata; Aves; Accipitriformes; Accipitridae
Gene: GJA5
Product: gap junction protein, alpha 5, 40kDa
Exons: 2
Coding region: 625-1734 (369 amino acids)
Biological process (GO): cell communication
Cellular component (GO): connexin complex
Source: RefSeq, a predicted model, not a curated record
AAUAGCUCUGCCAUUGCUCUAAUAAGUUUGACAAGUUGGUCCCAGGCCCUGGCCAGGAAGCUAAUAAACUUCAAGUUGCUUUUCUAUUGUUUUCCUAAAACAAUUUGACUUCCUUUCUGAUAGCCUCAAAUUCCUUCAAUAAAAAUAGAGUAGCUGGGAGCCAGAGGAAGAGCUGAACUUGAGCCAAGUUGUGCUUACAAUGCUGCCUGCGUAAGAUCACAUUUUUAUCCUGAUCCAUGAAGACUCUUUAAAAGAAUACCAGGCAGACAGCUGCCAGUGCAUGUCAGGAACAGCUUGGGAGCGAGUCUCCCCCAGCAUCGGUCCUCCAGGCUUGAGGCAACCUCCAGCCGGUGAGCCAGUGUCAGACCAUAGCAGGAGGCUGAGCUCCUGGGAGCUGACUGGGGUUUGCUUACCCUAUCCAGAGUGUUCUCCCUCAGACACGGAUCUCUUCUGGGAGCCGAACGCUGACAGAGAGGUGGGCUCCAGCAAGACCAAGGGGCUGUGCUAAAGCUCACCCUUCAGUCAACUUCACCUGCUCCUCCCUCUACCUGUGCAGUCUCAGCAAAAAGAGAGGCUGUGUCCAAUUCUCCCUUCAACACUUCUCACCCCUCCUGGUGAGCAGAAAUGGGGGACUGGAGUUUCCUAGGAGAGUUCCUCGAGGAGGUCCACAAACACUCCACAGUGGUGGGGAAAGUCUGGUUGACCGUGCUCUUCAUCUUCCGGAUGCUGGUGCUGGGUACAGCAGCUGAGUCCUCCUGGGGGGACGAGCAGUCUGACUUCAUGUGCGACACCCAGCAGCCCGGCUGUGAGAAUGUCUGCUAUGACAAGGCUUUCCCCAUCUCCCAUGUCCGGUUUUGGGUCCUCCAGAUCAUCUUUGUCUCCACCCCAUCUCUAGUAUACAUGGGCCAUGCAAUGCACACCGUGCGCAUGGAGGAGAAGAGGAAGAUGAAGGAGGCAGAAAUAGAAGCCCAUGAGAUGAAGAACAACGGUGACACAUACUACCAGCAGAAGUGCCCCGUGGCAGAGAAGGCUGAGCUGUCUUGCUGGGAUGAAUCAGGAGGCAAAAUCAUACUCAGGGGCAGUCUGCUGAACACCUACGUCUACAGCAUUUUGAUUCGCACUGCCAUGGAAGUGGCCUUCAUUGUGGGACAGUACAUCUUGUACGGGAUCUUCCUGGAGACACUGUAUAUCUGCCAGCGGGCACCUUGCCCCCACCCUGUCAACUGCUACGUUUCCCGUCCCACAGAGAAGAAUGUGUUCAUCGUCUUCAUGCUGGCUGUGGCAGUGCUCUCCCUAUUCCUCAGUCUGGCUGAGCUGUACCACUUGGGCUGGAAGAAAGCCAAAGAGAGGUGCUCCCGGUCUUACAAACCCAGCCCCAGCACAGCCCCCGGCAGAUUGGAGUCUGCCCCGCAAGUGGAAAGGGCCCAGAUGUACACACCUCCACCAGAUUUUAACCAGUGCUUGUCAAGUCCCAACGGGAAGUUCAUCAGCCCCUUCAGCAACAAGACGGCCUCCCAGCAGAACACUGCCAACUUCGCCACCGAGAGAGUCCAUGGCCAGGAGGAUGCCGCUGGCGAAGGGCCCUUCAUUAAGUCCAGCUACGUGGAGAGUCCAGAGGUGGCCAACGAAUGCGCGGCACCCGCCUUCCCCGAGAACUACUUCAAUGAGAAACGCCGGUUCAGCAAGACCAGCCGUGCCAGCAGCAAGGCAAGGUCAGAUGAUUUGUCUGUGUGACCUGCCUCCAGGAGGGAUGAGGAGAAGGAGCAGUCUUAGCACUUAGUAAAACUUCUGCAAAGCGGACUCCAGUCUCUUGCCACUAGGCUCUCUCUGUUUUAACACGCUCUUGCUCCUUUUCAGUGAACAUCAUUGUUAUAUUGCAGACAGCACCUCUCACAGCUUAAGGCAGGGACAGCCACUGGGAGACAUGCAUGGAAGAGAAGCACCAAUCUCGAGAUGUGAAGCUCUCGGCCAUAUUUUCAUCAUGGGACCCACAGGGAUUGGAGACUCACCAUCUUUACCCUGGUAGAGCACAGGCCAGAAGACUCCUGAGGCUGCCCAGCUGGUACCCACCGCGACACUGUAUUCAACAGACUGACUGGACCUCAACCCCCUUGCAUCUUCUUUGAUGUCUAUUCAACAUUCUCUACAGCUUGGCAAUUAUACUGAGCUGAAGCUUCUCUCACUGGCAGGGAGCAGAAACACACCUGUAGGCUUUCUGAAAGACUUUCUCAUCUGCUUUGUUCUCGCUCUUUCUAACUGUCCCUUUCUCUACCUGAGCCCAGAUAUUUUAUACCAGUUUACCUAUAAAGUAAACCCUACUUGAAUUUUUUGACACUGUGUAUAGAACUCUUCCCCACAAAUAAGGACGUCCGUGGUCCCCCAUGCACAGCUGCCUCAUGUCCAACAUUGGAAUCCCUUCCUCAUUCCUAAGUCAGCGCAGAAGACUGGCCCCAGGGAUAUCGCUUAGACGACCAGUUGAUGAAGACUAGGGAGUUUUCCCAAGAUACUUAUGUCAUCAAUUCUAAGCAAGACAUCCAUUAACAGAAAUAGAGACUCUCCUGCGAGAACAGAUAUCUUACUAGUAAAAGAGACGAACUAUCAUGUGGAAACAAAGUGGGUUUCCCUUUUUAAACUUGUCUUUCAAGCAACCUGAAUGCUGCUGAAAGGGUGCUGCCAGCAGCCCACUUGAGAGAAAAACAUCCUCUGUUUAUCUGCAGAAGAGGUACAGCCUGUGUCUUCUUCUCACUAACCCACCAAAACACUUCAGCAUCUUUUGCAAGGAGCAAGAGUCCUCUCCGGGUCCUGCACAACAUUCAGCUCUUGGCUGCUCUCUCAAGCCUACGAGCCAGUGCAAGCCAAGAUAUUUGUCCUCGCAGCAAGUCCCUGUUCUGCCAUCAGGUCAUCUUCAUCUCCACUCCAUCCCUAGCACAUAUGGCAUAAGAAACCACCCAUGGACCAGCUCCUUCCACCACUGUAGCCUCUCAGAGAAGCCACUGGGACCCAACACUGCAGUCUGGUGGCUGAGGUCUGUAGGCAG